CAGUCUGCAUAGAACUAGGGAUGACUCACUGCUGAAAACGAAAGUAAAUUUUGAAUCUUAAAACUCUUCUUUCAUAUUUUCCUGUGCUGCCGGCACUUUUUGUGUUUAAAAUGGAUCCAUCCCUGUUGUUGGGAUAUAGCCAAAGCAGUUACCCGGCUGCUGCUUCUGGGAGCCAGGCAGAGGCAGAGAUUGAAGAGCCACGCGAUAAACUCCCCCGCGACUCCGCUAGAAUGUCGACAAUACUUUAUAAGCAAUCUGUGUUGAGGAGGGCUGAGGAGCUAAAAGAGAGAAGCUAUUUGGGUCUUCCAAAUCAGCUGCUGCCCACUCUGGAGGAGCUAAGCACAGCGGAGUUGAGGAGAUUUCAGAUUUACCUGACUGGUGGCCAGCUGCCUGGCUUGCCUCCUGUCCCAGAGAGCCAACUGAAGAGGGCGUACUGGCAGAAGACAGUGGUAACCUCCCAGAAAUACAGCCCUGAGAAUGCUGUGAAGAUCACAGUGGGCAUCCUGAGAAGGAUGAACCGGAAAGAUCUCAUUGAAAAGUUAGAGAGAGAUCACAAAGGGAGCACCCAUGCUUCUGCCUCUACACUGCCUCACUCUGCUUCCUCUGGUGGGCAGUCCAGCAUCUUGACAGGUCCCAGUCAGGGAGCAGAAGGGACUUUGGACGGUGGAACCUGUCUGAUGAGAGGCUUGGAUCUCUUAGAGGUGGGGUCGGCGAGGAAGAGGAGGAGAAGGUACAGACCGAAGACUCUGACCGGCAGUCUGAAGAAGAGUAAGCAAGAGGCCGCCCCCAGCUGGUGAAGGUGGGCAACAUUACCUCCUCCACACUGAUCCUCGACGCGUGGGCCCCACAAGGUUCCGUCUUCAAUCCCGUCCUGUACUCAAUGUGUACCCACGAAUGUGUGGCCUCGCACUGUUCCAACUCCAUCACCAAGUUCGCUGACGACACGACAGUAGUAGGCCUGAUUACCAACAAUGAUGGGACGGCCUACA
Salvelinus fontinalis (brook trout) is the source of this 989-nucleotide messenger RNA. RefSeq lists its product as uncharacterized. Lineage: Eukaryota; Metazoa; Chordata; Actinopteri; Salmoniformes; Salmonidae. Bases 111 to 797 code for a protein of 228 amino acids. The record is from RefSeq and is a predicted model, not a curated record. The transcript has 6 exons.